UCCCCAUUUUUGUUGUGUGCUACUUGUGACACCAGUGAAACUGCUGCAGUUGUUCACAUUCUUUCUCUUCUUAUAUUGCAUUAUUAUUAUUUUUUCUUUAAAAGUGUGUUUUUCUUUAAGGGUCUGGCUGCAGUCACACUCCGAUAUAACUUGUCGUGUUUAGCGGAGGCGCUAACAUGUCGGUGUUUUUUACGGCUUUGUAGCGCUCUUUGAGAAGGAGGUCUUCGUCGUCAGGCCUGUUCGGGUUAUUUCCAUCACUGGACUGGCCUGGUCCCGACACAGAAAUGUCACUGGACGACUACGAGAGGCAUUUCGACUCGCUAAAUUCAGAUUUGGGCAGCGGCUCGGUGGUCAGCGAGCGAUCCUCGUCGGGGACGUUUAAUGGCGAAGAGGAAAAGCUGCAUUACAUUCCGAUCCGGAUCCUCGGGAGGGGGGCGUUCGGUGAAGCCAUUCUGUACAGAAGAACAGAGGACAACUCUCUGGUGGUGUGGAAGGAAGUGGACUUGAACUCGCUUUCGGAAAAGGAGCGAAGGGAUGUCAUGAACGAAAUAAAAAUCCUCUCCAUUCUGGAGCACAACAACAUUAUUGCCUACUUCAACCACUUCAUGGAUAAAAAUACACUUCUUAUUGAGUUGGAAUAUUGCAAUGGAGGAAAUCUAUACGAUAAAAUCAACCAGCAGAAGGGGAAGCUUUUCAGUGAAGAGGUGGUCAUAUGGUACCUGUACCAAAUUGCUUCAGCAGUGGCCCAUAUUCACAAAGCUGGGAUUUUACACAGAGAUAUCAAAACAUUGAACAUCUUCCUGACUAAGAGCGACCUCAUCAAACUGGGCGACUACGGCCUUGCAAAGAAGCUCGACUCUGAGUUUUCAAUGGCAGAGACUUGUGUUGGAACUCCAUAUUACAUGUCACCUGAAUUGUGCCAGGGGGCGAAGUACAACUUCAAAUCGGACAUCUGGGCUAUGGGCUGCGUACUUUCAGAAGUCUUAACUCUUACAAGAACAUUUGAUGCCACGAACCCUCUGAACCUCUGUGUGAAAAUCGUCCAGGGCAACUGGACUAUGGAAGUGAACUCUAACGUUUAUUCACCCGCAUUGAUCAAGCUUGUGUACGAAUGUCUCGAUCAAGAUCCUGCAAAAAGGCCCACAGCUGAGCAAAUUCUCAACCAGCCGUUCAUCUCCUGCUGCAGACAGGAGCUUGAGGAACAAGUUGCGCUGCUGAAUUUGGCAAUGAAGAAACCAAAGCUAACGAUGGUGACUGAGACCCCAGUAGCCGUCGUGACCACACGCUCGAGGGAAGUGUACUUCUGGGGUGGGGGAAAGUUUACCCCCCAGAAGAUGGACACGUUUAAAGGGGGCAGCAGUGCGCAACAUGUGUGUGCAGGAGAGAGUCACUUUGCAGUGGUGUCUGUGGAAAAAGAGCUGUACACAUGGGCUAAUGUACAAGGCGGGGCCAAGAUGGUGGGCCAGCUGGGACACGGGGACCAGGCAUCAUACAGACAACCGAAGAAGGUUGAGACGCUCCAAGGAAAGGCCAUCCGUCAGGUGGCAUGUGGGGCGGACUUUACCGCCUGCAUAACUGAUGAGGGCCAGAUGUACAUGUUUGGGUCUGAUUAUUACGGCUGUAUUGGGAUUGAGCGAGCGAAGGGUAUGGAGGUUUUGGAGCCAGUGCCCCUGGAGUUUUUUGAGGAACGACCCAUCUACCACGUUUCAUGUGGCGACAAUCAUGUGGUGGUUUUGACUCAGAGUGGGGAGAUCUACUCCUGGGGCUGUGGAGAAUACGGGCGUCUUGGGUUGGAAUGUGAAGAUGACUUUUCUACACCAAUGCAAGUUGACAUCCCCAAAGGUGCCACCAUCUCUUCUGUAUCAUGUGGCAGCGAUGGCACCUUCUUUUUGACAGAAACAGGCAAAGUCCUGGCAUGUGGAAACAAUGAAUUCAACAAGUUGGGUUUGAACCAGAGUAUUUCUGGUAUCAAAAACCACCCUGGAGAGACCUACCAGGGGAUCCCGUACACCACCACACUCACCUUGGUUAAGCAGCUGUCACGGUUCAAGAUUCAGGUCAUAGCUCCAGGGAAGACCCACACUGCUGCUAUUGAUGGACGCGGACGAUUGAUCACCUUUGGUUGCAACAAGUUUGGACAGCUGGGUGUAAAGGACUUCAAGAAACACCAAGGAGUCCAAGUCCUUGUUGGUCCCUUUGGAGGAAAGAUUGUGAACAAAGUGUCUUGUGGAGACGGUUUUACCAUUGCAGCAACUGAAGACAAUCACAUCUUCGCAUGGGGAAAUGCAGGAAAUGGCCGACUUGGAAUGCCUGCCGACAAGGGGUUUGGCUCUGAGGUUUGUCCUGCCAUGCCAAGGCCCAUCUUUGGCUCGCUCCACCAUGUGCCGGACCUCUCCUGUCGUGGAUGGCACACCAUUAUUAUAAUGGAGAAAGUGCUCAACUCCAAGACAAUUCGCUCUAACAGCAGUGGAGUGUCUAUAGGAUUGGGUCAGGAAGCAUCUACAUCCACAGUAGAUAUGGAAAUGGAACCCGGUUCAGAGACCGAAUGUCGUGACAGGGGCCUUGGAGGUACUCUGGAAGUUGAUACUGAAGAGUGCCUCAUGAAAACACCGAUGAUGUCCAUGGCAAACCAGACUGGUGACAGCUCUUGCCCUCUUUGGCUUCGAAAGGAGCUUGAGGAUGCAGAGUUCAUCCCGAUGCCAGAAAAUUCCCAACCAUUCACACCUGACCCGCCCAACUCUUACACCAAGAGCACCACCCUCCCUUAUGAAGAUCUGCGAGAUCUGAAAGCUGCUGCAGCAGCAGUGGGCAGUAAGAAAGACCUGUCGACUACAAGAAUGAGUUCUGACAAAUUGAACGGACUGGAGACGCCUGAAGUCUGCAGAAGAGGGGACUCAGGGUCAUGCUGCUCAGCGAGUAACGAGGUGGAGCAGCUUCGAGAGAUGGUAGCUCGUCAAGAGAUCAGGAUCCAGAUGCUGGAGAAGCAGAUCAGUGAGCAGAGGAAGGAGAACGAGCGACUCUGGGCGGCGGUAAACCGUUUGGCACGACGAGAACCCGAAUGUGAUGAUAAUGGAAACCAGUGCUCUGAACGCAUGAGCCACGGGGGGCAGGUCUGCAGGGGCAGGUGUCUGAGACCUACCUGAUCAUAACACAACAUACAAGCUGCAAAUCUGCUACCAGGUUCAGACAGGUUUAGCGCAGCAUUAUGCUCGCUCCAGUUACAUGUCGAACAGAGUAUUGCAUAAGUAACACCGUUACAUCGCGCACGUUCUCAUA
Messenger RNA from Thalassophryne amazonica, 3276 nucleotides. RefSeq names its product serine/threonine-protein kinase Nek9 (gene nek9). Lineage: Eukaryota; Metazoa; Chordata; Actinopteri; Batrachoidiformes; Batrachoididae. Gene Ontology annotation, biological process: protein phosphorylation. The transcript has 23 exons. Bases 285 to 3143 code for a protein of 952 amino acids. The record is from RefSeq and is a predicted model, not a curated record. Gene Ontology annotation, molecular function: protein kinase activity; ATP binding; protein kinase binding. Gene Ontology annotation, cellular component: centrosome.